Messenger RNA from Dromiciops gliroides (monito del monte), 2573 nucleotides. RefSeq names its product neutrophil gelatinase-associated lipocalin-like. Gene Ontology annotation, molecular function: small molecule binding. Bases 1109 to 1855 code for a protein of 248 amino acids. NCBI's taxonomy places the organism in Eukaryota, Metazoa, Chordata, Mammalia, Microbiotheria, Microbiotheriidae. The transcript has 7 exons. The record is from RefSeq and is a predicted model, not a curated record.
CUGAAACUUUGCUGCACCUACCAAGUGGGUCCUAUUUGGGGUCUGAUGGGUGGUGAUAGUGAGGAAUAAUUAUAACCUUUUCACCCUUUCCCCAUCCUUUGUGAAAUUCCAGCUAAAACUGCCCUGUCAUCAUGUUUAUCUACAAAGUGGAUACAUGUGGAGUCCAUCUGCUGCCCCUUCCCCACACAGCCUGGUAGGAAGCUGGCUUCAAUCCUUCCUGUUGACCAUAUUCCUGCUAAGGUUAACAGUGGGGAUGGUGCAAUGAGGUUAAGAGCUGCUUUCACUGUCACAUCCUUCUCCAGGCCUACUCUUUUCCCUCCUGGGUCCUUCCUGAGCAAUGUUGAAAGCACUGUCCGUAAGAGGGUUCUGGAGCAAUGACUAAGGACCCCAUCCCUACCACAUCACCUGGGAGCCACCUGCCAUAUCCUCCCAUGGAGCUUUGAGCAUGGGGGUAGGGGACAGAUGAUUUAGAACAGAAGGGGACCUUAAAGAUCAUUUAGACCAAGCCCCUCAUAUGGACCAGCUGGGAAUGAGUGGAAAUGAGUUUUCUCAUCCUGCCCAGGGGGUGUCCUGGCAGCUGGAUGGGCCCUGCUUUGAAUGCCAAGUCCUCUCUGUACACCCUUGGCCCUGUCCCUUUAGGUUGGAAUUUCUAUUCAGAGGAUGCCAUUUCUCCCUGUGCCAGUAGUCUGGAGGCUUUUGAAAAUAGAGCAGGAGACCUGUCCUUUUCUCUUCAAAAAACAUUCAGUGUGAUCCUAUCUAUGGGGCCUGGGGAGCAAAAUACAGGACAUUCCAUGCUAGGGACACCACAUUCUUGACAUGCAGGAGGCUUUGAGGGAAAGAAGGUGGUUCCCUUACCCUGCCAGACGGUGUACUGCUGGACACCUACACUCUUCCCUUUGGCUAUUGAGAAGAGCCCAUCCCACUUUGAGCAGAGACGGGUUCGCCUCAGCUCCUCAGCCGGCACCUGAUAAUGGAUGGAUCCUGCCCAACAACUUAAGUAGAAGGGAACCACCUGGGCUCUCCCCUGAAGAGGACAACACUAGAACAGAGGUCCAGCCCCCAACGCCUCCUCAGGAUCUCUCCAUUGAUCCAGCCAACCAAAAGAGAGAUGGCUUUAAGUCCAAUGUGGACAGGGAUGCUCCUGCUUGGGACCAUGAGGGAUCAUCUUCAAGAUUCUGAACCAGUCCUGUCAAAAAUUCCUCUGCAGCUUGAUUUCCAAGCAAAGAAGUUCCAAGGGAAAUGGUACGUCAUCGGCCUGGCAGGGAGAAACAUCACGACUGAAGGCCCGAGUCACUAUAAGAUGUAUGCCACUGUAUACCAGCUACAAGCAGACCACAGCUACAGAGUCAUCUCCAAUCUGAUCAAGGGUGAGUCCUGUGAUAUUGGGCUCAGGACUUUUGUCCCACAGGGUAAACCAGGUCAGUUUGCCUUGGACAACUUCAAAGCCUAUGGAGUUACGAAGUAUGUGUUCAGAGUGGUGAAGACCAACUAUGACGAGUUUGCCAUCCUAUACUUUCACAGUGCCCAAAACAACAAGGUGAACUUCAUGAGAAGUGUAUCAAUGAUGAGACCUGAGUAUGAUACAUCCCAAGUUCUACAGACUGCAUCCCAUCUUGGCUCCCUCUACCAGACCCACCUCCAUCUUUACCCAUCUGCUGCUAAAGAAUUGGAGACAACUGGUCCCUGCUUUUAUCUGUUUCUCAGUAUGGCCAUUCUGGUCUCAUCCAGUCUCCUACCACAGCUGCUGGUUAACCUCAGGAUCCCCCAUCAGGGGACAAUAAAUGCAGAAUAUCAAGAACUCAAGAGUCUGAAUUUCUUGAGAGUUGGGGAAGAAAAAAAUGGCACCCUGUUUUAACUAAAAGGACAGCUGAUUGCUCAUCUUGUGCCAAGGGCAUCUCUGUGCAGUGGGUUUUCCUGGAGUUUGGGCUCUCAUACUCAAAUUUUGCAGGUUCAAAAAACCAAUUUCUUCAGUUCCUUCAGAGAGGAUCACGCUCCAAGGAAAUGAGUGCACCCAGUAAAACUCACAAGAGACCAAUUUGUAAACAAGAUAACCAUUUAUUAAUUUACAAUGAGAAAUACACCUGAAAGGGGGAAGCAGGGCUAGGUCUGUGGCUGUACCAGGGGCCCUUUCUCUUGGUGAGUAAAUUUGCUCAUGAGAAAAGAUUACAGAUCAUUAGAUCUAGGUCUGGAACACAACUCUGAGAGUUCUAAGAGAACAGAUCAUUAAAAAGAUAAUGGUUGAACAUCUUGAUAGAAAAGUGGUGAUUAUAAAGAGUCAGGAAGGCUUCAUCAAGAACAGGUCGUGCCAGAUUCACCUUUUUUCCUCCCUUUUUUGGAAAAGGAUUACUGAACUAGUCAAGGAAUGGAAUGCUGUGGAUAUAGUUUACCUAGAUUUUAGCAAAGCUUUUAAUAAUAGUAUCUUAUAUUAUUCUUGUGGAAAAAAUAGAGAGAUAUCGAUAGAAAAUUGUACAAUCGAAUGGAUUCAGAACUGGCAGGCUAAACAGAUUCAAAGAGUCAUUGUUUAUAGUUUAAUGUUAAUGUUGUGGGGGCAGCUAGGUGGCACAGUAGAUAAA